Seriola dumerili (greater amberjack) is the source of this 5369-nucleotide messenger RNA. RefSeq names its product disintegrin and metalloproteinase domain-containing protein 17-like (gene adam17b). Gene Ontology annotation, biological process: membrane protein ectodomain proteolysis; Notch signaling pathway. Lineage: Eukaryota; Metazoa; Chordata; Actinopteri; Carangiformes; Carangidae. The record is from RefSeq and is a predicted model, not a curated record. Gene Ontology annotation, cellular component: plasma membrane. The coding region runs from base 236 to 2797 and encodes 853 amino acids. Gene Ontology annotation, molecular function: metalloendopeptidase activity. The transcript has 18 exons.
ACGGACUGGAGAAGUUUUUCUACCUGUUUCUAAACACAGUAAAGACCUCACCUGGACGAGGUUACUCAGUUUUAUAAAGAAAUGUGUUUUUAAUGUGAAAUUUUGUAUCCAAACUGUCGUCAACGUCUGAAAUCUGAUGUUUGGAGAGUUUUAAUCUGAAAGAAGCAGCGGCGGCCGUUUCCAUUCAGCCCAUCCUGUGCGAGGAUUAAACAUCCAUCAGUCAGAACCGUCAAACAUGAGACAGGAGCUCACGGUUUUAACUUUUCUAACCGUUUUUACCUUUUACACCGAAGCAGCCACCAACCCACCCGCAGACACAGAGCAGCAGGAGUAUGCCUCUCUCAGGUCGAUGCUGGAUGACUUCGACGUGCUGCCUCUCUCCAGCCUGCAGACUCACUCCGUCCGCCGCCGAGACGUCCAAACUCAAACUCAUGUGGAGAAGACGCUCAGUUUCAACGCCCUGCAGAGGCAGUUCAGACUGUACCUGAGGACCAACGAUGAGCUGUUCACCGAGGAUUUCAGAGCCGUGGUCGUGGACGAGGGCGGUCGGGAGCAGAGCUACCCGGUCAACAGACACAACUACUUCACCGGACAUGUCAUCGGGGAGGAACACUCUCGAGUUCAGGCUCAUAUCGACGAGCACGAGUUCUCAGCUCACAUCCUGACUGACGAGGGAGAGUACAACAUCGAGCCUCUGUGGAGGUUCACCUCAGCGCCCCCCGAUGGUCGUCUGCUGAUCUACCGCUCAGACGACAUCAGGAACCUGAGCAGACUGCAUCAGCCUUCUGUCUGCGGCUACGUGACGUCCAACCCCAGCCACCUCUUUCCUGACAGCGUUCAAAUGGCCGUGCUGGAGGACCAGGAUGACGAGGAGUCUGUGUUCAGAGGGAAACGUCAGGUCCACGACCACAAGAAAAACACCUGUCCCCUGCUGCUGGUGGCCGACCAUCGCUUCUUCAAACACAUGGGCCGCGAGGAGGAGAGCACCACCCUCAACUACCUGAUCGAGCUGAUCGAUCGCGUGGACGACAUCUACAGAAACACGUCGUGGGAUGACGAGUUCAUAGGUUACGGUGUUCAGAUCCAGCAGAUUAUCAUAGAGAAGAUUCCGACUUCUGUAGAUCCAGGGAAAAGUCACUUCAACAUGAGAGGAAGUCCAGUGAAGGGCAGAGACGUCUGGGACGUGAAGAAACUGCUGGAGCAGUUCAGUGUGGACAUCGCAGACAAAGCCUCCAACGUUUGUCUGGCUCACCUCUUCACCUAUCAGGACUUUGAUGAAGGCACUCUGGGUCUGGCCUACGUUGCCCCAUCCAAACCCGACAUCCCCGGAGGUCUUUGCUCCAAAUCGUGUCCUUCAUCUACAAACGAACAAAGAGCGAUUUACCUCAACACAGGUCUGACCAGCACUAAGAACUAUGGGAAGACCAUCCUGACCAAGGAAGCAGAUCUGGUGACGACUCACGAGCUCGGUCAUAACUUUGGAGCAGAGCACGACCCCGACAACAUCCCAGACUGCGCCCCCCGAGAGGACCAGGGAGGGAAGUACGUCAUGUACCCCAUCGCUGUGAGCGGAGACCACGUCAACAACAAGAUGUUCUCUAACUGCAGUAAACGCUCCAUAGUGAAGCGCCUGAGGUCGAAGGCGUCGUCCUGCUUCAAGGAGAGAAACAUUAACGUGUGUGGAAACUCUCGGGUGGAGCAGGGGGAGGAGUGCGAUCCCGGACUGCUGCACAUCAACUCCGACCACUGCUGCACGGCCGACUGCAGGCUGAAACCUGGAGCUCAGUGCAGUGACAGGAACAGUGCGUGCUGCAAACACUGCCGGUUCGAGUCUGAAGGCGAAGUCUGUCAGGAGCCCAUCGACGCCACCUGUAAAGGACACUCCUACUGCACAGGAAACAGCAGCGAGUGUCCUCCUCCGGAAAAUGCCCCAGAUAAAACGGUGUGUCUGGACAGUGGAGAGUGUCUGGACGGAGAGUGUAUUCCUUUCUGCCAGGCCGUCUUAAAGCUGCAGCCCUGCGCCUGCAAUGAAACCAACUCGUCGUGUAAAGUCUGCUGUCGCAGCAGCAUCGGUGUCUGCGCGCCCUAUCAGGACAAAACAGGCAACUUCCUGUUCCUGCGUAAAGGCAAACCCUGCACCGUGGGCUUCUGUGACGGAGCGGGGAAGUGCAUGAAGCAGGUGCAGGACGUGGUGGAGCGGCUGUGGGAUUUCAUCGAUAAACUGGACAUCAACACGUUCGGGAAGUUUCUGGCUGAUAACAUCGUUGGCUCAGUGGUGGCUUUCUCUCUGCUCUUCUGGGUUCCUGUCAGCAUCCUGGUUCACUGUGUGGACAAGAAGCUGGAUAAACAAUAUGAGCAGACCACAAAGUCACUGUUCUUCCCCAGUAAUGCCGAGCUCUUGAGCAGCCUAGAGUCUGCGUCUGUACGGAUCUUCAAACCUCCAAGCUUCCCGACCACAAACGCCGCCCCCCUCCGUUUCCAACCAUCCGGCCCCCAGCAGACCAGCACCCCUCCGGUUUCCAACUUCAUCCCCGGGCCUGAUUCUGCCCCUGCUGGCUCCUGUCACAUGCCCCCUCCUCUGGACAGCCCACGCAUGGCCACCAUCCAGGAGGACCCCAGCUUUGACUCCCACCUGGAUCAGGAAGCUCUGGAGGAGGCGUUCGGGCGGCCGGUGGGGUCGGCUCAGCGCUCCUUCGAGGACCUGACGGAGAAAAGCGUGGUGAGUCGCAGCGAGAAGGCGUUGUUGUUCAGACUGAAGAGACAACAUCAGAUCGACACCAAGGAGACGCAGUGCUGAGAGGCAGGUGGACUUCAGGCGGCUUGUCCUCUUCAGGUCCUCGUGCUCUGGUUUUGCAGUUUUAUAGCUUUUUAAACUGGCUCUGUACUGAAGACUGCUGCACUGUUUUAUUUUUGCAGUAAAACUUAGGUCUGAUCACACAGGUCUGACAGGAUCAAUACAAAUCUUUAGUAGUAAAAAAGAAAAAAAAAUCUGCCUUCAAAAUGUCUCCUGUGCGGUCAGACGUCUGUUUCAAAUGGCUGGCCAGUCCUUCCUCAGCUGGGGACUUCACUUCAGUAUCCGUCCUCCUCACGUCUCUUAAAUCAAAAGUAAAAUUAAACUUUUGUGUCCAUUGUAUCGUGGAGACAUGUCUCCUUGGAGCUGCUGCACCUGGGGCUGGGUAUCAUCACUUUUUCCGGUACUAGUUAAAUGUGGCUUUAGAAUAUCAAUGACAUGCUCUAAUCAGCUGUUUCCUGAUACUCACACUGUCAGUUACUUCAGGCUGCAGAAAUAAAGUGAGAGCAAGUGAGAGACUAGACUCUGUGCUCUGUGGAUGUCUGAUGGUUGGUCGGUCCAACACUGGUCCAGACUGAAAUGAUGAAAUAUGGUUCAGACAUUCAUGUCCAAUACUUUGAUGUGAUUGAAUACCUGCAAAAAACUGUGUGUUUAGUGCAAGUUUCCUAUUGGUCACUGUCAAUCAAUGUACAAAUUCAGACCUGCUCGUCUUUUUGUCUGAACGUCAUGAUGCGUCCCAGAUGUUGCAUUGGUUGUCUUCCACCAUGACACACUACAUGGGAUACAACUAGCACCUGUUGGCUCCCACGUAGUUCUUGAACAACCCACAGAACUCUUUGUCCCUGAAUGCGUUAUGGUCAUUUUAGUUCCGUUUAACACCCUGCACUCACUAGUGCCUCAAAACCCUACACUCAUUUUUGUUCCUGAACUCCCCAUGCUCAUUUUAGUUCCCUUAGACCCUGCACUCACUUUUGUUCCUGAACGGAAUUGUUCCUAAAAAACUGCUCAUUUUAGAGAGUUCCAAGCACAGAGACAAAAUGAAACAGUUAUUCUUGUAAGAUUUUUUGAAAUGAAGGUACCAAAACUCGGUAUGAAAAAGUUUCACGAUACCCAGCUCUAACUGCAGCACGGAAAAUCUUUUGCGAAAAGGUUCAACUGAAAUAUGACAAUCAUUUGUGUGUACAGAGUUCCUGUCUAGUUGAAGCAGUAGCUUUUUUUUGUGACUUAACUCGAUCUCUAAGAGUUGAUGUUUGUCAAUCACAAACCACAUCACCAGCAUUUAUACAAACAGCAGCCUGUUGUGGAGCUAAUAUUUUACUACUUACAGCAGUAUACACAGUGUUAGACCUCAGCUGCAGGUGAACAGUCAUAGACUUAUUCACCAUUAAACAGCUUCAUGUCGUCUGGCUGCUGCUGGUUCAGAGACUCAAAGUGUUCAAAACUGAAUAAACAUAAACAUUCAGACAAAAUAUUAUAGAACUACAGAAUUGUGAAUUAUUCAAUAAAUGCUUGAAACUCAGUUUUUAUUACAGUAUGUUUUUUAUGAGCUGAAGGAUUAUUUUAAUUUCCCUCCAGCAGUUUUUAUUGUGUAGUCACUUUGGUGUCGAGUCAGUCACAGUAAAGCAGCAGUAAAUCACAUGACUGGCUCUGUAAUGUCAGUAAUGUUCCCUGUUUAACUUCACUUACGGAUAAAGACUUGAAAUAAAAAUAAAAAUAAUUUAUUUCAUUUUGAACACUUUGGGCCUCCAUAUUUUAGAGGCAAAAACAAACCAUCCAAAAGAAUAAAGGCACCAGAUCAACCGGUAGCUUCAUCUGUAUUUUACAAUUACCAAAUGUUAAACCUUCAGGUAUUUUACAUUCUAAUAAAGGACAUGUUAUCAAAAGCUUUAGAAAUAUUUAAUAUUUCAUCACAACAGCAACAAAAGUGCCAAAGAUUUGGUGUCUUCAGCUUCUCAAAUGUGAUUAUUUGCUGCUUUUACUUGUCUUAACAUUCAGAUUAAUUGACAGUAAAAAUAACUGAAAGCUAAUGAUGUGCAAGCAGCCAAAUACUCACCAACAUUAUAUGUUUAUAUGUCAAAUACAGAUAUAUCAAUAAAUGCAGACAUGUCAAAGAUUGUAUUUUUAAGAGUUUAUGUGAAAAAUGAAUAUUGAACGACAUCAAAAUCUCAAAUAUAUGUAGGGACUUUGGUGGAGGACAUGAUUACUAAUCGUUCCCUGCAUCUUCUGUUCAUGUAAGAAGACUAAAAUAUUUUGGGAGAAUUUAAAGCAGCAGAGGAAUAAAUGUUAACUCCGCCCCUCCCUCAAAACGAACAUGCAAACAAAACCUUUUAAACACCAGCCUCAAAAAUCCAGUUUUGUUUGAGUAAAAACUGUUCGUUUUAAGAGUUGACAUCAAGCGUCUCACUGGGACUCGAACCCCUAAUUCUGACAGUGUUAGUGCCUUGCUCAACCUACUGAGCUACACAAGACUCUGUGUACAUAAUACAUAUGCAAAUAUCUGUGCUGCAAAAAUAUUCAUAUCUAACCUGAUGGUCUGUUUUUCUGUUGUUAAAGCCACUAUGUGUGAAUUUUAUUUAUG